GACAUUUCUUCAGACUUACUUGCACUCAACGAUUUUGCUGAAGGAGCUAUGGAAAACUGGGGUUUGGUGACUUUUAGGGAUGCUAUGUUAUUGCACGAUCCUGAUGGGUCGACAACAAAAAGUAAAGAAGGCAUUUCUUUAGUUGUAUGCCAUGAAAUUGCGCAUCAGGUUUCAAUUUUAUGGAUGAGUUUUACAUUGAGAAUUAUUUGCCAAGUAUGGCAAUUGACGCUUUUGAAACUACGCAUGCCGUAUCAACCAAGGUUGACGAUCCAGCUGAAAUUGGCUCAAUAUUUGAUGCCAUAUCAUAUCAUAAGUUUUCUGUUGAAGGCAGCAUCAAUCAUUGAGAUGAUAGCAACACUAGCAGGAGAAAAACGAUUCCAGCAGUCGUUGAAGGAGUAUCUGCAGCAUUACGCCUACAGUAAUGCUGAAAGUAACGAUUUAUGGAAAACUAUUGAUAAACAUAUCUCGUUAAAAGCAGAAGAUAUUAGUUUAACAGCCUUUGCCGAAGCUUGGACGAAACAAGUUGGAUUUCCAUAUUUGACAGUUGGCCUUGAUAAUACAAAUGGAUAUAUUAUUAUUUACAACCAGACCAGGUUUUUGUUAUUGGAAGAAACUCGUAACCGUGACGAUCGUACUUCAUGGCCUAUUCCUAUCUACUAUAGAACUGAUCUGUCUGGGAACAAAGAAGGUAUUAAAUGGCUAAACUCAGGAAAGUCACAUGGUCGUAUAAAGAUACGGAAAAACGUAAAAUGGGUAGUGGCUAAUGCUCGAGCAAAAGGAUAUUACAGAGUGUUAUACGACCAGCAAGUUUACAAGGAGAUAAUACGUCAAUUAAAUGAACGUCAUACGGCCUUUUUUGCUGUUGAACGAGCUUCUAUAAUAAACGAUGCCUUCGCUUUUGCAAAAGCUGGUCUUCUACCGAUUAAUACCGCAAUGGACAUAAUUGGAUAUGUGGAAAAGAGCGAUGAAGUUGAUCGAAUUCCGUGGAAUGUGAUAAUUACUCAGUUAAAUUUACUGAUUUCAUUGACUUACGAAACUCGAAUCUAUGACCCGUUACAGCGUUAUAUGCGUUCACUAGUAUUAACUAUAUAUGACAAAAUGGGAUGGGAACAAAAAGCCAGCCACAUCGAUCGGCUUCUGCAAACCGAAAUAUUAUCGUUUGCCUGCAAGAUUAGUGUCAGUGAUUGCAAAAAACAAGCAAAAGACCUGUUUUAUCAGUGGAAAAAUAAUAAAAGGUUAGUAAUGAAAAUAUGUUGUGUCUUUUUAAAAAAAUACUUUUUCAGUGUUCCAGUAGACCUCCAGCCAUUAAUUGUAGAGGAAGGCGUUAAACAGGGUUCUAAAGCUGAUUGGGAAUUUGUUCUCGAAAAGUAUAAAAAUGCAAAGAUUCCUUCGCAGAAGUUUUUAUUACUUGGAGCUUUAACAGGAACUACUGAUCUUCGACUUAUUAACAGAUCUUUGGAUAUGUGUUUGGACAGCUCUUUAGUGAGACCUAAUAUAUUGCCAAAAGCUCUUGGACUUUUAAUGCAAAAUCGUGUAGCGCAGGAAUAUACGUGGAGGUUCUUCAGAAUGUAUUUUAACGAGUUUCAUAAAGCACUUGGAACAACCACGAUGCUUGGAAUGACCAUAAAGUCAAUUAUUGAGAACUUCAACACUGAAUUUGAUUUAAAAGAAGCAGAAAGUUUCUUUGCUGGAAAAGAGUUAGGAUCUUCGCAGUCGAAAUUAAAGCAGGCGUUGGAUUCCAUACGUGUUAAUAUCCAGUGGCGGAACCUGAACCAGGAAGCAUUGAGUAGCUGGUUAAAACGGCGUUAUGAUAGGCAGAUCUCCUAA
This is a messenger RNA of Enterobius vermicularis (human pinworm), 1827 nucleotides long. NCBI's taxonomy places the organism in Eukaryota, Metazoa, Nematoda, Chromadorea, Rhabditida, Oxyuridae. The record is from the annotation of a GenBank genome assembly.